Molecule: messenger RNA, 936 nt
Organism: Aspergillus versicolor CBS 583.65
Lineage: Eukaryota; Fungi; Ascomycota; Eurotiomycetes; Eurotiales; Aspergillaceae
Product: alternative oxidase
Exons: 3
Coding region: 1-936 (311 amino acids)
Biological process (GO): alternative respiration
Cellular component (GO): mitochondrion
Molecular function (GO): alternative oxidase activity
Source: RefSeq, a predicted model, not a curated record
AUGAGCCAUCUUAUGGGAAUCCGACGGGCUCAUCCCGUAUUCAUCCCUCGAAUCAAGCCCAGUACUCCAUCUUCCAUUUCACCUAUUCAACUCAUACCCGCAAGAUACCAUACACAAGACGCUACCCAAAAGUCAUCAUGGACUCACCCAGUAUACACCCAAGAACAAAUCCAAUCCGUCCAAAUCGCACACAAAAACGCAACAAACCUCCCCGACAAACUCGCCCUAGGCACAGUCCGCUUCCUCCGCUGGGGCAUGGACUUCGUCACGGGCUACCGCUCAACAGCAGUAGCUAAUACCAUGACGGAGAAGAAGUGGAUAACACGGUUUAUCUUUCUUGAAAGUGUCGCCGGCGUACCGGGCAUGGUUGCCGGGAUGUUACGCCACUUGAAGAGCAUACGGAGGUUGAAGAGGGAUCAUGGGUGGAUAGAAACCCUCCUCGAAGAAGCCUACAACGAACGCAUGCACCUCCUCACCUUCCUAAAACUCAGCGAGCCAGGCCGCUCAAUGCGCCUUAUGGUCCUCGGCUCGCAAUGCGUCUUCUUCACCGGCUUCUCCAUAGCUUACCUCCUCUCCCCGCGCAUCUGCCACCGUUUCGUGGGGUACCUAGAAGAAGAAGCCGUCAUAACCUACACCAAAGCCAUAACAGAUCUAGACAACGGUCUCUUACCAAAAUGGGAAGAGACAAGGGUCCCCGAUAUGGCUGUCAAGUACUGGCAGAUGCCCGAGGGGAAGCGGGAUAUGCGGUCGUUGCUGCUCUAUGUGCGUGCGGACGAGGCGAAGCACCGCGAUGUUAAUCAUACCCUGGGCAGUCUAGACCAGGACCGCGACUGUAAUCCGUUCUCGGCCAAGUUUAGGGCGCAGGCGGGCAAGGCGAAGGAGGUUCUUGGGGAGAAUAUGCGGGGGUUUGAGUUGGGGAGGAAGGAGAGAGUCUGA